This is a messenger RNA of Gongylonema pulchrum, 441 nucleotides long. The record is from the annotation of a GenBank genome assembly. Lineage: Eukaryota; Metazoa; Nematoda; Chromadorea; Rhabditida; Gongylonematidae.
AUGUGCAUUAAUGCUACGUGGAGUGCUACGAUCGAUGACGAUGUAUGCUGGGAUGGUACGCAAAUCGUGGAUAACACUGAAGUUGACGUCGGAAACUCAUCCAUUGCCAGUGAUAUUGGAUCGAAUUUCACAACAAGUGUAUUUUUAAACGAGCGAUUGAAACUGUUGAUACUAUCGAAUCGCUUACUGGAAAGCUAUGAGCCGAGGCGAUUUUACAAUGAAAGUGUCGACAGCGAAGAAGUAGAAGCAAGCGCCGAAAUAAAGGAUGCCGGUAGUGGUUCGGACGAGAAUUUACCACCUGUGGUUGUUGACAUUGCUGGUUCGCAUCGAGAUGUUACAGAAACGCCAACUCUUAGGGGAUCCAUUCCGAAAACAACCAGUAGUAGCAGUAUCAGCAGCAGCGGCACUAGCACUACCAGAGCGAUAAUCGAACUCAAUUAA